AUGGACCUUUCCGACUCGAGAGCGCCUGUUCGCAUGGCGAAACGGGUGCAGUUCGGAAUCCUGAGCCCUGAUGAAAUUAGACGGAUGUCGGUUACCGAAGGAGGAGUGAGAUUCUCCGAAACGCUGGAAGGCGGACGACCGAAACUUGCCGGACUGAUGGACCCGCGUCAAGGUGUGAUCGACCGGACGUCCAGAUGUCAGACCUGCGGCGGUAACAUGACCGAGUGUCCCGGACACUUUGGACACAUUGACCUGGCGAAACCCGUGUUCCACAUUGGCUUCCUCACCAAGACGAUCAAGAUUCUUAGAUGCGUGUGCUUUUAUUGCUCUAAGCUUCUCGUUAGUCCGAAUCACCCGAAGAUCCGCGACGUGGUGCUCAAGUCCAAGGGCCAGCCCCGUCGGCGCCUGGCAUCCGUCUACGACCUCUGCAAGGGCAAGAUGAUCUGCGAAGGCGGCGACGAGAUGGACGCCAACGACGAGAUCCCCGAGGACGCCCUCAAUCCCACGAAAAAGCCCGGCCACGGCGGCUGUGGGCGCUAUCAACCCAUGGUCCGUCGCACGGGCCUCGAACUCUUUGCCGAGUGGAAACACGUCAACGAAGACUCGUCUGAGAAGAAAAUAUCUCUGGGUGCGGAACGCGUCUGGGAAGUGCUGCGGAGGAUCACGGACGAGGAAUGCUACAUUUUGGGAAUGGACCCCAUGUACGCGCGUCCCGACUGGAUGAUCAUCACUUGUUUACCAGUGCCGCCGUUGUGCGUGAGACCCGCCGUCGUCAUGUUUGGGUCGGCGAGGAACCAGGACGAUUUGACUCACAAGUUGUCCGACAUUAUCAAGUGCAACAACGAGUUGAAGCGGAAUGAAUCGUCCGGCGCUGCGGCGCACAUCAUUUUGGAGAAUAUCAAGAUGCUGCAGUAUCACGUGGCGACUUUGAUUGAUAAUGAUAUUCCGGGGUUGCCGAAGGCCAUGCAAAAGUCUGGGCGUCCCUUGAAGGCGAUUAAAGCGAGGCUGAAGGCGAAGGAAGGACGGAUUCGUGGGAACUUGAUGGGCAAGCGUGUGGACUUUUCCGCCAGGACGGUUAUCACUCCGGAUCCGAAUUUGUUCAUUGAUGAGUUGGGUGUUCCGAGGAGCAUUGCGCAGAAUCUCACGUUUCCGGAGAUUGUGACGCCGUUUAAUAUAGACGAUUUGACUGUGUUGGUGAAGCGAGGGAAUUCUCAGUACCCAGGGGCCAAAUACAUAAUCCGGGACAACGGAGAACGAAUCGACCUGAGGUUUCAUCCCAAGCCUGCGGAUUUGCAUCUUGCCAUCGGUUACAAGGCCCCGCUGAUAUUUCCAAUUUUUAAAUACGCCGCGAACAAAGUGGCGUUUUUCGGCAGGUACAAUAUAUUUGAAAAAUGGGGGUGGACAGCCACACCUAUGCAUCAUGGUCAAAAUUGUGGGAACUUGAUGGGCAAGCGUGUGGACUUUUCCGCCAGGACGGUUAUCACUCCGGAUCCGAAUUUGUUCAUUGAUGAGUUGGGUGUUCCGAGGAGCAUUGCGCAGAAUCUCACGUUUCCGGAGAUCGUGACGCCGUUUAAUAUUGACGAUUUGACUGUGUUGGUGAAGCGAGGGAAUUCUCAGUACCCAGGUGCCAAAUACAUAAUCCGGGACAACGGAGAACGAAUCGACCUGAGGUUUCAUCCCAAGCCUGCGGAUUUGCAUCUUGCCAUCGGUUACAAGGUUGAGCGACACGUGCGAGACGGCGACCUGGUCAUCUUCAACCGCCAGCCAACCCUGCACAAGAUGUCCAUGAUGGGCCAUCGCGUCAAAGUCCUGCCCUGGUCCACGUUCCGCAUGAACCUGAGCUGCACUUCGCCCUACAAUGCGGACUUCGACGGCGACGAAAUGAACAUGCACGUGCCGCAGUCGAUGGAGACCCGGGCCGAGAUUUUGAAUUUGCAUCUCACGCCGCGAAUGGUUGUGACGCCGCAGUCCAACAAACCCGUCAUGGGCAUUGUGCAAGACACGCUGACUGCUGUGAGGAAGAUGACCGUACCCACUCUAGAAAUACCCAAUGAUACGUUCAUGUGGGUCAACCCUCGCAAACAAUUGUUCUCUCUGAUCAUCCCGGGGAACCUGAACCUCAUGCGAACCCACUCGACUCACCCGGACGACGAAGACGAUGGUCCUUACAAGUGGAUUUCUCCGGGAGACACGAAAGUGCUCAUUGAAGGCGGCGACUUGUUGAUGGGGAUUUUGUGCAAGCAAACCUUGGGUGCUUCGGGGGGUUCGUUGUUGCACGUGUGCUGGCUAGAGUUGGGGCACGAGUUGUGUGGCCAGUUGUACUCGCACAUCCAGACGGUUGUGAAUAAUUGGCUCAUGAUUGAGGGUCAUUCCAUCGGGAUCGGGGACACGAUUGCCGACAAGCAGACUUACUUUUUGGGGCACGAGUUGUGUGGCCAGUUGUACUCGCACAUCCAGACGGUUGUGAAUAAUUGGCUCAUGAUUGAGGGUCAUUCCAUCGGGAUCGGGGACACGAUUGCCGACAAGCAGACUUACUUUGAGAUCACCAACACGAUUCGCAAGGCCAAGGAGGAUGUCAGUGAAAUUAUUUUGAGGGCUCACAAUGAUGAAUUGGAACCAACGCCCGGCAACACUCGUAGACAAACAUUCGAGAACAUGGUGAACAGGAUUUUGAACGACGCUCGAGACAAAACGGGUUCUUCUGCGAAGAAAUCUCUGACUGAGUACAACAAUUUGAAAGCCAUGGUCGUGGCAGGCUCCAAAGGAUCAAACAUCAAUAUAUCACAGGUUAUCGCCUGUGUGGGCCAGCAAAACGUGGAAGGCAAGCGGAUCCCGUUCGGGUUCCGGAAACGCACGCUACCCCAUUUCAUCAAGGACGAUUACGGACCCCAGUCCAGAGGCUUUGUCGAGAAUUCCUACCUCGCCGGCUUGACGCCCACCGAGUUCUAUUUCCACGCCAUGGGAGGACGGGAAGGUCUCAUUGACACGGCUGUAAAGACUGCCGAAACGGGCUACAUUCAACGACGACUCAUCAAGGCUAUGGAAAGCGUGAGUGUGGCCUAUGAUGGCACGGUGAGGAACUCUGUGUCGCAGUUGAUUGUCGACGCUAUGCCGCUCCUGCCGGACCGACGGCUCAAACACCUCAAACUGCGAUACGGCGAGGACGGCCUGGCUGCCGAGUUUGUGGAGUUUCAGAAUCUGACGUCCAUCAAGCCGUCGAAUAUUGCGUUUGAGCGGAAGUUCAAGCUGGACCCGUCGAAUGAAAGGUAUUUGAGGCGUGUUUAUCGCGAGGACAUCGUCAAAGAAAUCAUGAGCAGCGGAGAGAUCAUCGGAGCCCUGGAGGAAGAAUGGCUCCAACUCAAGGCGGAUCGACAAGCCUUGCGGAAAAUCUUCCCCACUGGCGAGAGCAAAGUCGUUUUGCCCUGCAACAUGACGCGAAUGAUUUGGAAUGCGCAGAAAUUGUUCAAGGUCAAUGCCCGGGUGCCGAGUGACCUGAGCCCGUUGCGUGUCAUUCGGGGCAUUCAGGACUUGCUCAACAGGUGCACUAUCGUGCAGGGCGACGACAAGCUGAGUGUGCAGGCUAAUGAUAAUGCCACACUGCUUUUUAGAUGUUUUGUGAGGUCGACGCUUUGUAGCCGACGCCUGGCAGACGAAUUCAAAUUGUCUUCGGAAGCCUUCAACUGGCUUAUUGGAGAAGUCGAGACGCGAUUCGUUAAGGCGAUGGCGCAACCCGGGGAAAUGGUCGGCGCGUUGGCGGCCCAGUCUCUGGGAGAACCCGCCACCCAAAUGACCCUCAACACUUUCCAUUUCGCCGUAUUGCAUCUUCAAUGA
Messenger RNA from Notodromas monacha, 3831 nucleotides. Lineage: Eukaryota; Metazoa; Arthropoda; Ostracoda; Podocopida; Cyprididae. The record is from the annotation of a GenBank genome assembly.